Molecule: messenger RNA, 1658 nt
Organism: Hyaloscypha bicolor E
Lineage: Eukaryota; Fungi; Ascomycota; Leotiomycetes; Helotiales; Hyaloscyphaceae
Exons: 6
Coding region: 1-1293 (430 amino acids)
Biological process (GO): proteolysis
Molecular function (GO): serine-type endopeptidase activity; tripeptidyl-peptidase activity
Source: RefSeq, a predicted model, not a curated record
AUGCUGGGACCCAUUUCUCUAGUCUUACUUACACUGGCAGCUGGAGCACUUGGCUCACCAGUCAAAACAAAUUUCGUACCUCAGAAAUGGAGACAAGCUGGGAAGGCUGCUGGAGGCCAUGUGCUUCAUUUAAACAUCGGGUUGAAACAGAGCAAUUUCAAUGAGCUUGAGCGUCACCUGUACGAUGGAUCCGACCCAGAUCAUGAUCGAUACGAUCAGCACUUGAGCAUGGAGGACGUGAAUGACAUUGUCACACCCACAGCCAAAACCUCGGGCCUUGUGCACGAGUGGCUAAGUCAGAACGAGAUCAUGGGCCUCACCUGUAGCACAUCCCAAAACUGGAUCUCAGUUGCGCUGCCGAUUGAAGUGGCCGAGCGGCUUUUGACCACCGAAUAUCACAUCUAUGAGCAUGAAGAUGGUGACCGCCUUAUGAGAACCCCAGAAUGGCCGCUUCCCUCUAAGAUCGAAUUCCUUCUUUCUCCACCACAGACCUCUCCCGGAUACACACUGCCCUCAAACGCCUCUAUCUCAAAGGCCUGCAACGUCAGCUCCGUCACCCCAAAACACUUCAUGAACCUCUACUCAACUCUCGUCUACGACCCCAAAGUCCCAGGACUGACCCAAGUCGGCUUCAACAAGUCCUUGGGCGAGAUCCCAAUCCGACCCGACACUGCCAAGUUCUUUGCGGAGUACCGUCCCCCGGCUGUUGAUGCAGCAUACAACUUCAAGCAGAUCUCGAUAGCCAAUGGUCUAGCAGCCGAAGGCACCUCUCGAGAAGUGAACCCCGAUGCCCAAGCAAUUACAGGAAUCAGUGAUCCGACUCCCGUCAUCUCGUACUCAACUGGCGGCUCAUCUCCUUUCACCUCGGAUAUCAAUACACCGGAUAACACGAACGAACCGUAUCUAGUCUGGCUGAACUACGCCCUCAGCCAAGCAAACGUUCCUCAACUGAUCAGCAGAUCCUACGGAUAUGAUGUGCAGACAGUCCCACAAGAAUAUGCUCAGCGAGUAUGCAAACAAAUGGCUCCCGGUGCUCGAGGCGUGUCAAUCCUCUUCGCGUCCGGUGAUCGAGGGUUCGAGUCCGAGUUUGUAGUUUUCAGGCCUGGGUAUCUUGGCGCUGAUGGGAAUUAUCAGGAGAUCUACUCUAGUGGUGGAAGGUCCAGUAAUUAUUUCAAACGACUACUGUAUCAGGAGAAGGUUGUAAGUGCGCAUGUGCAAAACUUGGAUGGGCUAUACGACGGGUGGUAUAACAGAGAUGGACGUACAUACCCUGAUAUAUCAGCGCAAGGGUAAUACUUUGCCUGCUUGUGGAACGGAACCGAAGGCGUCAUCAGCGGAAAAAGCGCUUCUACUCCUCUGAUGUCGGGUAUUAUCGCACUUGUGAACGACGGGUUGCUUUCGUGUGGCAAACGAUAAACCUCUUCUUGGAUUCCUGAAUCCGUUUAUUUAUCAGAAAGGAUACAAGGGAUUUACUGAUAUCACGAGUGGAUGCGCGACUGGCUGUGGAGUUGAUGGCUUUAACGCGACGGAGGGGUGAGACCCGGUUACUGGCUUUGGGACGCCCAUCUCCCUUGUAUUAGUGGGGUUCGCAAAAGUUUUGGGGAGGAGCGGAAGAAGUAAAUGAACUGGACGGUCGAGGAAGUGACGGCCAUGAGAAC